Megalopta genalis is the source of this 1218-nucleotide messenger RNA. RefSeq lists its product as uncharacterized. The record is from RefSeq and is a predicted model, not a curated record. Lineage: Eukaryota; Metazoa; Arthropoda; Insecta; Hymenoptera; Halictidae.
UAUUCUUGAAGGUGUACAGUACGAUUCGGUGAAGUGAGGUGAAAUUAUUGAAACACAUAAAUAAUCGUCAAAUAUGAUAAAACAUUAGUUUAUUUACAUAUAAUAGUUUCCCACAAAAAUGUCACAUUUAAUUUUCUGUGCUGUAUCAUACAUUUACAGUAAAUAUUGAACUUAUGUUAUAGUUAAUGAAAUUACGAACAAGUGAACAGUCUGAACUAUUUCAACAGUCACAACAUCCACAUAGGAUCGUGGAUGUAAACUAUAAAAAUCAUCAGCUGCUCGAACUUAUUAAAUAGUACUACUUGCUAUAUGUUGUUAUAAUAGUUGCCACACUAUUAUUUAAUGAACAUUAUUUUCAAGAAAUUCACUAUUAUAUAAAUAUUUCAAUUUUACAAAUGGAUAAAAUGCAAUCGAAUACAAUACAAGAAAAAUGUGAUGUAACUGAUGAGAGUUUACCUGCAGUAACUGCUAGUUUAGAAUUACUUACAGUAGACACAAAUUUGCCAUAUCCAGAACGAAAAAGGGCAGUCAGGAGGAAAACGUUUUGCAUCGACCACAAUGAAAGUCUUAAUAGAAGAUGCAGUUUAAGACCAAGAAAAAGAAGUACAGAGAUGGAAAAAAACGAUAAACAAAACAAAACACAAGAAGUAGAUGUUAAAAAUUAUUAUUUAAAUAAAAAUUUAAAACGAAAAUUAAAUUCUCUGGAAACAAUUUAUGAAGAAAGAGAUAGUUCAAGCGAAAAUAAUACGUUUAUGAGUGUAAAAAGAUAUAAGCGAAUGAUACAAUUUCAAAAUAAACCUACAGAUUGCAAAUUAAAGAAAAGAAGAGCAAAAAUUAAGAAAGUAUUUGGAUUGAAUGUUGGUUUUAAGCGAAGAUGUGCAUCCAUGCAAAUGUUGCUGGAUAAACUUAAUGGUAUUAGAGCAGAAUCCCCAACAAAGAUUGAUAAUGAGACAAAAUGAUCAUUGAUACAAAAGUAUUAAAAUGUACAAUGCAGAGUAAGUUCUAACAAAAAAUAUUUAUUGAAAUGACUUUCUUUUAUAAUGCAACUUUGUGGUUCCCGUUUUUGCUCAAUUUAUAAAAUUUUUGUAUAAUUACAUCAAUGUGUAUGCAUUAAAAGUGCAUGCAAGAGUACUUACGGUGAUACCAAUAGAAAGAAUCAAUUUCCACAUCGCAUUUUUUUGGUAUUUGAAGAUGUAAUAUCAUUUGUGCUAUAUGCGU